Sesamum indicum (sesame) is the source of this 1647-nucleotide messenger RNA. Its product is annotated as peroxidase 39-like. NCBI's taxonomy places the organism in Eukaryota, Viridiplantae, Streptophyta, Magnoliopsida, Lamiales, Pedaliaceae. Gene Ontology annotation, biological process: hydrogen peroxide catabolic process; response to oxidative stress. Gene Ontology annotation, molecular function: peroxidase activity; heme binding. The record is from RefSeq and is a predicted model, not a curated record.
AGAUACUACAGGAGACGAUAUUUGUCAAAAAUAAAAUUAGGAAAAUUGGAGCCAAAAUUUGGAGGGGAGUUGGAUGCAAAUAUCCAAUAAGUUUCCUAUAAAGACACCCCCUGCUGCCAGAAACAAACACCAUCCUCCAUUAGCACCUGUCAUUUGUAGCCCGUAAGAAUGGCAGUCAGAGGAUGGAUCCUCCCAGCAUUGUUCCUUUCCUGCACAAUCCUCCCCUUGCUGACCUCCGCGUUCCUACGCUUCCCUGGACAACACAUCGGGCACCACCACCACCAUUUCGGCCACUUUCACCAUCCACAUGAUGCUCACCACCACCACCACCACCACUUUCACCAUCCACAUGAUGCUCAAAAUAUUGAGGAGCACAAGGACAGCAAGGGCGACGAGGGAGCUCAUUUUUUACCAAUCCUGGACAAUCAGGACCCUUUACCUGAAGAGGGGGAAGAUCGCCAGGAGACAAUACCAGAACAUGACGUACCAAAGAAUGGAGGGCAAGAACCUGAGGAGCCAAUACCAGAACAUGACGUACCAAAGGAUGGAGGGCAAGAACCUGAAAUCGCACAAGAGGCGCUACGAGAAGGAUUUUACGCGCAGAGCUGCCCGCAAGCUGAGAAUGUGGUGAAUCAGAUCAUAAACAAGCAUUUCCGCAGAGAUCCAACCCUUGCUGCUGCCAUAGUUCGCCUGUUUUUCCAUGAUUGUUUUGUCACGGGCUGUGAUGCUUCAAUCCUGCUGGAUGCAACACCAACUGGCGAGGACGUCGAGAAGAAAGCACCUCAUAAUGGAGAGUUUGUCAGGGGAUUUGAACCCAUUGACGACAUAAAAACUCAGCUGGAGACUGAAUGCCCGGGCGUGGUUUCCUGUGCUGACAUACUAGCAUUUGCGAACCGUGAUUCGCUUGUUCAUGCAGCCGUUCCCCACUAUAAUGUAGCUGCAGGGCGUCGAGAUGGACUAGCUUCACUUGCCAAAAAUGUGGAUCAGAAUCUCCCACUUCCAGGUAACUCAGCUCAGGAGAUUAUUCAGAUAUUUGAAAAGAAAGGGAUGACUAUCGAGGAGAUGAUUGUGCUCUCUGGCGCACAUUCCAUUGGCGCUGCCCACUGUAGCAUCGUUGCUGAUAGGUUCCAUGAUCCAGAGAAGUCAAGGGAGAUUGAUCGUGGCUAUCUCCUAAGGAUGCAGACCUUAACCUUCUGCCAGAACCAAACUCAAGAUAUCGCGUUUGAUCCAUACUCACAUCACAAAAUGGACGCACGUUUCUACAAGGAGCUCUUGAAUAACCGAGCGUUGCUUGAAUCGGAUCACAAUCUAGCCCAAGAACCUCAUGCACACAAAAUCAUGGAGAAAUAUGCCAUCGAUCAGCAGGGGUGGAUAGCGAAAUUUACAAGUGCCAUCAUCAAAAUGGGGGAGAUCGAAGUGCUCACAGGAAAUCAGGGACAAAUCAGGAAACAAUGCAGGGCUGUCAACUGAAAAUGAUUCAGUUCAAUUUCACUAGUUUUGGGUUGCAUUUCAAACUUUUUCCUGUUUCUCUUUCAUACAUUCAUUCAAAUAAUGCAUGCAACAGAGAAGGUAAAGAAAACACAGUUGUAUCAUAAGAACGCGAUGUUACAUAAGGUAAAAUAUAUAUGCUAAUAGCAGCUUUUCAUA